AUGGCCAUCCUCGCAACCUUGGCCGCCAUCUACGGCGGCACGGCUGUUACACUCGGUGCCUUCGGUGCCCAUGGCCUCAAAAAGCGCAUAGCCGACCCGCAACGCAUCCAGAACUGGGGCACCGCCGCCCAAUACCAACUCAUCCACUCGGUGGCCACGCUGGUCGUAGCUUCGCUGGCGCCGCAAACGCGGGCGACCAAGUGGGCAGGCGGUUUUUUCAUCGCCGGCAUGACGAUGUUUAGUGGGAGUAUUUACCUGCUCACUUUGGAUCCCCAGAGGUUCAAGGUCAUGGGCCCGGUCACGCCGCUCGGCGGACUGUGUUUAAUUGCUGGAUGGACAGCAUUGGCUAUCGGGAGCCGGGGGAGAGUUGGACUGGGCUCGUUGGGCGGGAGGUAA
Messenger RNA from Pseudomassariella vexata, 396 nucleotides. RefSeq lists its product as uncharacterized. The record is from RefSeq and is a predicted model, not a curated record. The transcript is spliced from 2 exons. The coding region runs from base 1 to 396 and encodes 131 amino acids. NCBI's taxonomy places the organism in Eukaryota, Fungi, Ascomycota, Sordariomycetes, Amphisphaeriales, Pseudomassariaceae.